AUGAAUAUUAACCAAACAGCAAUUCAAAAAGUGGAAUCAAACAUGAUUAAUACCUCUGAAAAAAGUGUCGCAUGUGAGAUUAAAUCAGCCCAUUAUGCACAUAUACCACAAUUAUUCACCGAAGAUACUUUACAAUCGGCUAGCUGGCAAUCGUUUAAGAAGAGUUGGUUGAAUCUCAUGCUAGAUAAUUAUAUGAACGAUAAUGGUAAAUAUCGUUAUCGUCGUUUUGCUGUAUUCAAUUACAGUGAUCUAAAUAAAUGUAUCUAUGUUGAACCAAAACAACCGUAUUAUCAAGCACUUUAUCAUAAUACACUAAAUGGUGGUAUACCAAGACAUUAUGAACAAUUUGAAGAACAUAUAUUACACAAUGCAGUAUUUCGAAAUAUUUUGUAUUAUCUUGUUGAUGUAUGCACAGAAUUACAAGGUCCCGAUGAUUGGUUUAUUGAAGCACAUCAGAUGCAUAUUCACUGUACAAAGAAUAUGACUGGUAAACCGUCACCCGAAGGUAUACAUCGUGACGGUAGAGAUUUUGUUUUCAUUGUGUUCAUCGAUAGAAAAAAUAUUUCCGGUGGACAAACAACAGUUCUAGAUCUCAAUAAAAUACCAUUAACCCAUGUUACAAUGUUACAAGAAUCUGAAACACUAUUUCUUGAUGAUGAAAAAUUAUUCCAUGGCGUAUCGGAACUCGAAUUGGAUCAAGAAGCUGAUUGUGGCUAUCGAAAUGUUUUAGUCAUCGCAUUUUUAUCAAAAGCAAAAGUUAAUGAAGUUAUAAAAAAACCAUUGAACUUAUGA
Rotaria socialis is the source of this 792-nucleotide messenger RNA. The record is from the annotation of a GenBank genome assembly. NCBI's taxonomy places the organism in Eukaryota, Metazoa, Rotifera, Eurotatoria, Philodinida, Philodinidae.